Siniperca chuatsi (mandarin fish) is the source of this 2492-nucleotide messenger RNA. RefSeq names its product hepatocyte cell adhesion molecule-like. NCBI's taxonomy places the organism in Eukaryota, Metazoa, Chordata, Actinopteri, Centrarchiformes, Sinipercidae. Bases 275 to 1558 code for a protein of 427 amino acids. The transcript has 11 exons. The record is from RefSeq and is a predicted model, not a curated record.
CUUGUGUUGCUGUCAUAGACCACCACAUGCUGCACACUGUCAACCUCCACAGCCUCUGGCAGGAGGAAGUUGCCCUCUGAAUCCUGGAAUGAGUCACCCAGAAAGCAGUCAGUCGGUUCAGCAUGUUGAAUUGGCAGCUGAUGGAGAGCUGUCUGACUGGCUGGAGCUCCCUGUCCGAGGACCUAAGGCUCAUAUCAGCAGCAGCUCCUGACCCAGCCCAAGCUCUCUAAGAAGACGAGGAAAAACUCCCCAAAAUCCUGAGGCCAGAAGGAAAAUGGGAAGAAACCUCGGGAAAGGCAAUUCAAAGAAAGAUCCCCUCUCCUCGGAUGGCUGGGGGUACUACAGGAACCGCAGGCCUUUCCUGUGGAGCCACUCUCAGUUAUACUUCAGCAAGUUUAGUCCUACCACUGUCACAAAUCAUGCUGGUUGUCUGGGAGGAAAACAAAGCUUGAGACCCAAGAUGAAGGCAGAGAAGGAGGCUCCUUCAAAAGCCAAAAUAAUUUCCCAGAUUUUAUUGCUCAUGUCUCUUGGUUCCUUCAAUUCAGGUGGGGUACUGGCAGUGAAUAUGACUAUCCCCAACACUCUCAUUAGAGGUACAGUAGGAGGGGAGGCCCUUCUGUCUGUCCGCUACAAUAGUUUCAGCCUCGACCUGCCGGUCAUCAAGUGGCAGCUCAAGAGGGAAAAGUCUGUCACUGUUGUCCAGUCAAUUGGAACUGACAUCAUUGGGACCCUGAGGCCGGAGUAUCGUGACCGCAUUCUGGUAUUUGAGAAUGGGACUCUGCUUCUCCACAACCUCAGGCUCUCUGAUGAUGGAAUUUAUGAUGUGGAGAUCUCCAUCACAGAUGAUACCUUUACAGGAGAGGGCAGCAUCACACUCACUGUGGAUGAGCCUAUAUCCAGGCCCUAUAUCCUCAUGGAGGCUUCAUCAGUACUGGAACUCAGCGAAAACGUCAUCCUCAACUGCUCCCAUAACAAUGGAACCAGGACUACAUACAAGUGGUUCAAAGGUGGAAAGCCCCUGACCAAUGUCACAAGGUUUGUGUUGUCGCCUGACCAGAAGCUCUUGACCAUCACAAGGGUGUUGAUGGCAGAUGAUGACAUCUACAGCUGCGCAGUGGAGAAUCCUGUGGGCAAUAUGACAAGCCUGCCUAUCAGACUGACUGUCUACAAAAGAAGUUCCCUUUAUAUCAUUCUUUCCACUGGAGGCAUCUUCCUCCUCAUCACCUUGGUAACAGUAUGUGCCUGCUGGACACCUUCCAAAAAGCCAAGACAUCCGGCUAGAAAGCCUCUCACCAGGUUUUAUGACCACUCUCAACGCUCACCAAUCAUUCACACAGAUGAUGUGCUUCCAAAAAUGACAGAGCAUAAUGGAGUAAAUGCAGUAACUUCACUUUACAUCCUGCAGCAAAAGGAUCCCUCCAUGGAUGACUCAUCCAGUAACAGCAUUGGAUCUCCUUCUGAACUUGACAACCCACCGUGCUACACCAGUUCUCCCAACUACAGUGGUUCUCUUACCCAGUCUGGGUCACCUGCCCACUCCUCCCACAGGUAUACCUGAAAGCCCAUCAGUUUAAACUCUCCACAUCGCAGCAAGACCGUUCUACUGUAUACUGCUCCUGGCGCUAGAUAGCAACUUGCUGCACGUGUCAAGUCAAUUAUAUUUAUAUAGCCCAAUAUCACAAAUAACAAUUUGCAUUAGGGGCUUUACAAUCUGUUCAGCAUACGACGACACCCUCUGUCCUUAGACCCUUGAUUCAAAUGAGGAAAAACUCCCCGCAAAAAAACUUUGGAAGAAAUUUGUUUGGAUUCGAGUUUGGCAAAGAUCUGAAAAAUAUUUUCUGGGCUUUUACAAUAAUGCCAUUACUGCCUGUUGAUAUGUGUUUAGUAAAAUAAACUGUAAUUUAAAUAUAAGUUGCUAAGUUCUAAGGUUAGAAGUACAGCAUAUGGAGAAAUAUAAAGGUAGUGUGACAUCAGACAAGUUUUUAAACAGCUUUGAAGCCUGAAUCUGGUUUUACCAUUAACCACCAUUGUUGUUGGUUACUGGAACAGCAAAAUCCAAAUUUCCAGAAAUGGCAUGGAGUCUGCAUGAAGCUGAGGUGGGGGUAGUAAGAUGAAAUAGAGAAAGUGUAGUGUGAUACACACACACACACACACACACACUGCUUUUUAUGCUUUAUUGUCAAUUCAAAAUCAUGACCAAACAAGAUGGGGUUUGUUGUUUGUAAAUGUUAAACAAUUAUAAAGUUUGUAAAAAAAAAAAAAUCACCUUCAAAAAUGCUCUGUUACAAUGUUAUGUGUGAUAUUUUCUGUUGUCGUAAAUGGAAUUCAGCAUUUACUUUGUAAUUUUUUUAAAUGUUUGUGAUAUAAUGUAAAUUACUACUUUAGUUCUUCUAGAUGAUUUAAUAGAAUUUUCAGUGAGAAGAUAGACAACGGCAUGUUGGAGGAGAAUUUUAUACAAACUUUAAUAAAUGUGAAAUUCUCAAAACUCAAAA